AUGUCUCCUAAAUUGCGACCUUUACAUCUGCCCUUGUUAGUGGAGGAGAGGCGAAGAAAGGAAGAGGAGGAAGCGGCCCAGCGCGAGAUAGAGGUGGAUGUGCCGUAUAACUUUUACACCACCGACUCUUUCUCAUCCGAAGCGACGUCGCCAGCGACACCUACCUUUUCAGCACGCGGUCAUCUGCGCUAUUCGAGCUCCAUGUCGUCCUUCGAUCUUGCAACGGCAGCAAGCUCCGAGAGCCCUUCGUCGCCAGCGCAAACGCAAACGGCACAGAACUCGAGCAAACGCGUAUUACCGGACGUGAAAGAAGAACCCGUAGAAUGCGAAGACUCUGAUUCUGACUAUGAUGACUAUGAUGAUGAUGACGAUGCGUCUGAGUUGUAUCAUUGUUUAUGCGACGAACCCUGCAUUCACAGGGAUGCCGAUCUGGUACAGAGCACGUCAAAUUUCUAUACUCAGAGCCGAGUAGGCGACUAUGAUCUAGGAUUCUUUAGCGACGGCGACUUCAGCUUCAGUUUGCGCUCAUCCAGGAAGCGCAGAGACAACUCCGAGUCAACACUCGCAGGAUUCUCACAGCGGUUAGGUUCCAGGUUCCCAUCUUUCACCAGGUGGAAAUCGACGAAGCCGUCUAGCAUCAUUAGCUCCCCUGUAUCUGACUAUGGAUUCGAACGGCGACCAGUCUUCUCUCGGGCAACUUCGAGCCGAUCCUCUUCAGUUUCAACACCUAGUCGACAACGUCCCGACCGCUCAAACGAACCCGUCGUUCCGCCUACGCCUGCCCUGUCCCGUUUCGGGAGCAGCGACAGCUUUAUGCCCUUCGAUGAGACCAUGGAUUCCAAGAAAACCAAUGACGUCCUUUCGGCUAUCGAACAUGAGCGUAAGCAGGCGGUAACACCACUUUUACCGCCUAUGAUGGCUUCUGCUUCGACUGAACAAAUUCUGAUGCAGCCCUCUCCGUUAGAAUCCCCGAGCGUCGCCUCCCCAGCCUCCCCGGUAGGGGAUGAUGUUUACUCGUCUGGUUUACUAUCCCCGCCGCUAAGCACGAGACCCUCACGCUCCUCUCUCCGCCUUGUACCAGGCGCGGUGGAGCUUCCCCAGCUUCCCCAGCUCCCUGCGCCCGACGCCUGGUCAGACCGUUUAGGUCAUGCGAACUACACUAUUGUCCCCAAACCAUACAAACCUGAAACCGUCGACUUGGAGGCUUUACGAAGAUUUCGGGCGGAUUGGGAGACAGCGCGAGUAAACUAUACCAAGCACCUCGCACGAACGGGCGAGCAUUACGGUCAAACAUCUAAAACCUACGAACUCACAGAAGCCAAAUGGGCCGAGACCCAACGUACCUGGCGCAACCUGCAUGAUGAGAUAGCCGAAGCGAUUGUUGCCACUGGCGAGGCGAUAAUUUGUGAGAAGUUCGAUGAGGGUGUUUUGACCACCGUUCCGAGAAUCUACGCCGAGGGCAAGUUCCCGGAGCGCGGCGACGAGGAUAUCGUUGGCCCAAUGGUGCGAGAGGCGACGAUGAUGUCCCUUGAAGGCGCGGAUCGUAAAAGUUUCUGGCGCAAUCUAGCCGGUAAAGUCGGCUUGAAGAAAUAA
Molecule: messenger RNA, 1593 nt
Organism: Daldinia caldariorum
Lineage: Eukaryota; Fungi; Ascomycota; Sordariomycetes; Xylariales; Hypoxylaceae
Exons: 2
Coding region: 1-1593 (530 amino acids)
Source: RefSeq, a predicted model, not a curated record